AUGGCGUCAUUAACUGUAAAACGAACUACACCAACAAUACAAAAACGUAUUGAUAAUCAUGCACAAUCACUUCCUACAUUAGAUUAUUCGUUUCAUAAUGCACAGAAACUUGAAGAUGUGGUUACUGAACCUCGUGUAGUACCAGGUGGACCAAAAUUAAUUAAACAAGGUGAUCGAUAUCUUUCGCAUGGUAUUAAUUUAAAUCAUAAUGCUUUAAGUGGUCCUUUGGAAACAUUACCGGAUUUUGUACGAACGAUACUUGUUGAUCCGAAUAUUUUAUCAACAUUAGAUUUAUCAUUUAAUGAAUUUACAGAAAUUCCUACAGUUGUAACACAAUUUCCUGCGCUAAAAUAUUUUUAUUUUCAUAAAAAUAUGCUUACCGAUGUAGCCGAAGUACAAAAAUUAGUAUCAUUAAAAGAAUUAAAAUAUUUAACAUUGCAUGGUAAUCCAAUUGAACUAACUGUGCCUUAUUUACGUUCAUAUGUUUUAUGUUUAUUGCCUAGUUUACGAAGUUUAAAUUGUUCACCAGUAACUAAAGGUGAUCGAAAAAUAAGCGACGUGUGGGGAGGCAUGAAUAAAAAUUUACUUCCGAAAAAUUUAAAUAAAAAUUUAAAAAAAUAA
Messenger RNA from Rotaria sordida, 621 nucleotides. NCBI's taxonomy places the organism in Eukaryota, Metazoa, Rotifera, Eurotatoria, Philodinida, Philodinidae. The record is from the annotation of a GenBank genome assembly.